Messenger RNA from Wyeomyia smithii (pitcher-plant mosquito), 2219 nucleotides. RefSeq lists its product as uncharacterized. Bases 175 to 1623 code for a protein of 482 amino acids. The record is from RefSeq and is a predicted model, not a curated record. Lineage: Eukaryota; Metazoa; Arthropoda; Insecta; Diptera; Culicidae. The transcript has 3 exons.
CUGGCAACUCAGCUGGUGCUUCUGCAAAAGGCAAAACAUACAAAACAAAAAACAAACGCAUAACAAUUCGCUUCAAUUUUGUGCUCCGAAAGUGCAAUAAAUUUUCUAUCGUCACUGCUAUGAAAACAUUGUUUAGUUAUUAGCUAGCCAACGAUGAAGUGAAAUGCAAAAAACAUGAAUUCUCCAGUAUCGUCAGUUUUGGACUUCUCCUCCUUCGCUAGGGAAUUGAACCAAAGUCCGCUCGCCGAUUACGCGAUCAGUGCCAACUCCAACACAAACUGCUGUGCAGCGGAUUCGCCACUCUCGAAAAAAUUUGAAAAUGCAAUGCAGAAGCUGAUUUGCAAUUGCGACUUAGACGGCGAAAAUAAUAUUUCCACCCCGGUGAUUACUGAAAUAGUCGGUGAGAGACAUGAAGAAAAUUGCAACACGGGUAAUACACCAACAAAUAGUGCCUUUUGCAGCGGUAGAGAAAACCACAACGAAUCUUUAGCGACCACCGUGGACUUCGACGAGGAACCCCUGGAACUGACGGGUGAAUGGUUUGAUGAAAGUGGUGAAGCUGCAGACGAAGGCAGUUCUGAUGAACAACAACAUUCGAGAUCCCAAUCCUUAUCGUAUUCGCUGUCAGUUUCUCAUGCACAAGAAAACUUUUCCCAGUAUUCACAGAGUACGGAUAAGGGACUCUCGAAAAGAUACGAUUCGCCGUGUUCGUACGAAGAUGAUAGGGAAUCGGAAUGCAGUAACUUCGAUAAACUUGACGACUGGAACGAAUACUAUAGUGAUAUGCAGAACAACAACGGCAUAGAGGCUACUAAUCGCGAUUUUAGAGAAUAUUAUGAUGAGUAUGUAUCUAGUAAAGGGCAGAUGAGUACAUCUACCGUUCGAACCGGAGUUAGUGAGGAGGGCACCGCCAGUGAAACCGACACCAAAAAUAUUUCUAGUAUUUGUGGCAACGCUGGACUGAUGGUGGACAAUGUUGACAGCUCUAUCGAAGUUCCAGAUAACAAAAAGGUAUGUAUUGAGAAAUGCCAAGCUUUUUUGCGAUACCGCAAUCCAACCAACGAAAUGGAUGAUGAGCUUAUGGCAUUAGAGGAUGAGGUAGGAGAAAUGUCUAUCGAGCGUUCUUCAUCAUUCAAGCGCAAGUUCUGCUAUGAGGAUUCUGAUGACUACCAGUACGAACUGAACGCCAUGAUCACAGAAAAAUGUCACAAAACAGACUUUGUGCCGGAUCGGGGUAAUCAUGAACCAAUUUCCCGCAUAGAUGAAGAACAAUUUGCUCGGAUGACGCGAGUGGAAUCUCUGACACCUCUACCGAAUCAGCCUGUAACGAAUGAAGCAACCUGUAUGGAACCCAUCACCAAAAAAGAAACGGAUUGUGAUGCAGUGAUUGCCAAAGACGACGAGGGGGCAACCACUUCCAGCCAUCCACGAGCAUUCAAUAAUGCUGGAAAUGACAACAAAAAUCAGUCUAAUCAACUUCACCGAAGCAAAAAUUCGGUAGCACAAAGUGCAAUACGAUUAAAUAACGGCUUACGAGUUGUUGAUAAUAGUUCCAUGCAGGAGCGUGGGAAUGUUGACAUGAAUAUCACACAGAAAGCAGAUGAGCAGAAAAAUGCUCAGUAAAUUAACAGUUACACAGAGCCGUUGAACGUUGCUCCACUGAAAUUUAUGUGAUUUUCUAUUUUGAUAGUAUAAGUUGGUUUUAAAUUAACUCCAGUCAAUUUUCGUGUGAAUACUAACUUUUCACCGGAUGAAAUCAAAUGUUAAAAUCCUUUUAAUCUUAACUCAAACUCUAGUCUCGAAAUGUUAUUGUAGAUGUAAAAAAGUCUUCAGUAAAUUCAAUGCUUAGUUUGUAAGUUGGUAAUGCAGGAUUUAAAAUUCAAAAAUUCGAUACCAAAUUUCUAAAUUAUAAGGUGUUUACUGUGCUCAAAAGAGGAUAUACCUGCCCAUAGGUAGAAAAUCGAUUUUAUAGCUCAAUAAUUAUCUUUAUGAUUAACAAAUCUAAUACCAAAAAUCACUAGCAAAAAAACAGCGUGUAAUGCAACAAUCGACUUUCAACUUUGACAAUUAGAAACCAUUACCUGUAAUUUACCUGAGAAAGAGAAAACUAGUGACAAAGAGAAACAUUGAUCCAAAGUAUCAGAAAUAUUACUCAUAAGACUUGCAUUGGAGGAGAAACCGCAAACAUUUAGCUAAAUAUAUCUACUGUAUGACUAUAA